Molecule: messenger RNA, 978 nt
Organism: Paraglomus brasilianum
Lineage: Eukaryota; Fungi; Glomeromycota; Glomeromycetes; Paraglomerales; Paraglomeraceae
Source: the annotation of a GenBank genome assembly
AUGUCUGCUUCAGAAUUUCCCAGUGAGAUCCUUUACAAAAUAUGCCGAACUCUUUACAAUAUAACCAAAUCGAAGACUCACCUCUUCAACUGCCUCCUUGUGAACAAACACUGGAGUUCCGUUGCAGUCACUUUGGUUUGGGAGGAUAUUCGUUAUAGUACUGGACAGGCGCAAACAGUUUGUAAAAUGGUUGCAGAUAAUUUUAAAUCCAUUGACCACACAGUCUAUUACCAAUACCCAGCCUUUUUGAAACUGUUUAAUCUCGCCUAUUUCGUUAACAUGCUGCCAUAUUUCAUUGAGGAGUUGGACAAAAAAUACUCGGUUAAAAUCAAAAAAGAGGAUCUAUUGUCACCGUUCUUGGAACUUUACGUUCGAUACGCUGCUCAAGUACGGGACUUGGCCAUCUACGAAGACACGAGAAUCAGCCAAGUUUUAAUAAGCCCGGAAAUGAUUGAUACAAUUCUCAGAUAUAGUAGAACUUUGUUUUCGAACAUCACACUGUUGCAUUGCAAAGGACUCAUCGAAGAAACAUUGAGUAUAGGAGAAGAAUUUCUGAGCUAUGGUGAUAAUGGAAGUGAUAUAUCCGAUGAUUCUUCUGAAAUCAGUGGUCUUAUCCGCUCUCAAACUAAUUUGAAAAAGUUUGCUUAUUAUGCUGAAACGGACAUCUCUCAUUUUAUCAUACCCGUGCUCAAGACUUUGGAAGAACACGUACCGAGAUUGGAAGUCUUGGAAAUUCAUAACGUGCAAUUCAGCAGGCCCCUCAUCUCGCGCCUUAUUGAGUCUUUGGAGAGAUUCAAAAAUUUGAUACUCUUAAAGUUCUUUAACUGUUCCGAAAUAGAGUAUUUGGUGCAUCUUUUUAGUCAAAUGAAAACGUUUAGCGAGAGAACACUGGUCGGAUUUGUAUCUUGCAUGUUUCAGGGUGAAGAGUUUACAUUCCUUUUGCAAGAUAUUUUAAGUUCGGAGUCUGACGAGUCAUAG